Melitaea cinxia (Glanville fritillary) is the source of this 743-nucleotide messenger RNA. RefSeq names its product mitochondrial import inner membrane translocase subunit Tim16 (gene blp). Gene Ontology annotation, biological process: protein import into mitochondrial matrix. The coding region runs from base 121 to 489 and encodes 122 amino acids. The record is from RefSeq and is a predicted model, not a curated record. The transcript has a single exon. Lineage: Eukaryota; Metazoa; Arthropoda; Insecta; Lepidoptera; Nymphalidae. Gene Ontology annotation, cellular component: TIM23 mitochondrial import inner membrane translocase complex.
GUCUUAUAUACCUGCACCGUGAUUUUGACAUUCAAUAACAUAACCUCAAAAUUUUAACAAGAUAUUUGCUUUUGUCGUAAUGACAGAUGUUAUAACUUUAGCUUAUUAUUUAAAUAAAACAUGGCUAAAUAUAUUGCUCAAAUAAUAGUUCUCGGGGCACAAGUUGUAGGAAGAGCCUUCGCUAGAGCAUUAAAACAAGAAUUAGCUGCAUCACAGGAAGCAGCUAAAAGAGCUGGUGGUGGUCAACAAGGUGCUAGAAGAGCAGCAGCAAAUGCUUCCACAGGACUGACUUUAGAAGAAGCUAUGCAAAUCCUUAAUAUAGAAAAAUUAGAUCCCGAUAAAGUUAAAAACAACUAUGAACACCUUUUUUCGGUAAACGAUAAGGCAAAAGGAGGGUCCUUCUAUUUACAAUCAAAAAUAGUGAGAGCUAAAGAAAGAAUUGAUACGGAAUUUAAACAAAGUCAGAAUAAAUCCAACGAUGCCUCAUGAAGAAAUAAAUUAAUAUAUACUCGUUUCCUUUUGUAGAUAAUUGUUAUUUUAAUAAAAUCAAUUAGUUUUAUAAAAUAUUUUAUUACGUAGAAAAUGGACACAAUAGUGACUAGAAUACAUCAGUCUUUAACGCUAUGUAAUAUAAUUAUGUAAAAUAGUUAGAGCAUUACAUAAAAUGCAUAAGCAGAUACAUAAUAGCUUAAAACAAUUAUUUAAGCAUGAUAUGAUUAUCAAUAAAUCCUAAGCAGUAGAAA